AUGCAAUUUAAUAAUACUGGCACAAUAGCUUCGUUACAUAAGCAAGUGUACUACAAUAUUGGUGUGAUCGCGCAGUCUAACUGCGCAAAGACUGACACAAUGGCUCGAAAGCCAGUCAAGGUAACCUAUGCACACAAACGGGGACGUGCAAAUGCUGCUGCGAAGCUUAUGUCUUCUCCACUCGAGGCCCUUCCGCCUGAUCGUGACGAUAUCACACGUUCAGAGAUGUCUAGGCGAAUGCUCAAGCGCUCUCGGGGUGUAGCUAACGAAGAUGACGAUACAGUGCGGCUAAAGGGUCAUGUCGUGAAACGUGCCAAGAAAACUGUCGCGUCAGAUAUUCCAGAAGCAGAAGCUGGUGUCGACGUGUUCCAAACGCCAUUUCCUUCUGCGGAGUACGUUCAUUCAUCUUCAGUUACGCGUCCGCUGGUACCAGAAGAGUUCUCUCCCGUACCAAAUGUCAAUCGUAUUCUUUCACGCACAAGCUCGCGAAAUCUGAAGGAGAAUAGCCCGUCCCUUUCCCUUGCCUCACCUUUCCACAGCCGUCCCUCCUCCCCUCACACUGGCCUCACAACCAAAGCGAAGGCGCGAUCAUCUCGUAUUCCCCUGCAUUUGAAAUCCCGUACUCUUUCUGGUGCCUUCCAGAAAAAUGAUAGUGCAUAUACUCGCCGCAAAAUCUCGCACAAAGACUCCACCACAUCCCUGAAUGACAGGAAGCUUUCCCGUAAAGACUCUACGAUAUCUCUCAAUUAUACCAGACUCUCUCGCAAGAACUCUACGCUUUCUCUCAAUGAACUAGCCAGUUCGAAGCAUCAACGUCGCCCCUCAAGCCCAGAUCCCUCGUAUAUGCUAUCUCAUAUCUCACAGCAGGACUGGAUCUCUCCAUCCAAAACACUUACAAUGCAUGCAGAUAUCUGUGAUCCAGAUCCCAAUUCGAUUAUUCGACCCAAUCCGAUUCAAAGUUUGUCUGCAUCGCCUUUUCUUGCCGAUCGCCCCCAGUUUUUCUCCACCCCACUGCAUAGCCGCUCUGGCAGCAGGACAGGCCUCCGAGCACCGAAAUCUCCUUCAAACCUGGCCCUUCUUGCCCCUUCCCCGCGCCUUCCGCGCGACGAGGACUUUGAAAUGGCAGAUUACACCAAGCACCGCAAGAUCCACAUCUCAGGCAAUAGCAUCAUCUCUUCCUCUGGCUCGUUCUCACUCGGGGCUUAUCAAAUUCGCAAUGUAUCCGACAUUGAUGAUCACAUCGAUAGUGCUGGCAGUGCACCUAUGUCUAUGUCUAUUGACGUACUUCCUCAGAAAACCUCAAUGGGCGAACACAUGAUUCCUCUGGCUUCUAGCCCCCCGGAUUCGGACUUAGCUAAUUUCGUACCACAGCACAAGGUCUCACUGGGUCGGAAUAUCUUAGUGCUUUCUGGCUCGAGCCCGCCGGCGCCCGAAGUUGUUGCAAUACGAACUGCGAUUUGCCAGCAACAUCUCACAUUUCUAUCUGGAUCAAGCUCGCCUGCUCCCGACUGUUCAGGUUCCGUCGCGAGAAACGCAUCAGCUAAUCCGCCUCCCCGUGGUGCGGUUACUUCAGGCAUAGGCGCGCCAAGCGAAGCAGACCUGAUCCAAGAUAUGCUAUCGCUUGAUUUGGGUGAUAGGCGCGAUGAUGGCACCCAGCUCCCAAUGCGUACCCGUUCCCUCGAAAGCCCCGCCGGUAUCGGGUCCGAGAAAACAAGCACCGUCAAGCACAAGAGGAACCGCGCCGGCACCAUCCGUGCAUCUGACUUCACACAGACCGCUCCCAUUGGUUCUAAUGGCUCCACGCUGACCUCCCUCGCUUCGACUAUCGCCGGGCCUGCUGGUUCUCUUCCUGGUCGCACGCGCUCUGGUACAGUCGUCGGCCCUAACUCGAAACUCGCGAUACGGCCACACGUGAAGGGAGCCACGAGGAAACAGCCCUUGAUGCAGCUAACUCGACGUGAUGCCCACAGUAGAUCGGAAGAUGACAUGGACAUUUUCAAGGUGCAUGAGGAUGUGAACCCUUGUGGUACUCAGGAGCUCGACUCCGUUGGUUUGGUGCAGAGGCUCAAAGGCAGGAGAGGAAAGAUGAAAGUUGCACAUGAUGAGAUUGUGUCGGACGAUCCAUUACUCAUUACUGGUCCGUGGAGGGACGAGGAUUGGUCUUAAAGGUGAGAGCGUGUGACUCAUGUAUUUGAAGUCGACUCAUUCACCCUUGCAAGUUCUCUUUACUAAGGCGCUGUCAAAAUGCUGUUUGUUUUCCUCGUAUUUUUACUGUUGCACUGUGCGUUCACGUGGCCUAAUGGACUUCGUCGGACUCAGGAUAGCUUGUACAUUACUUGCUUCGCACUCUCACCAACUCUGCAUGUAAUUAUAUGCCAGUAUAUCGUGACUGCCACGAGUUAAUACUACUAAAUCAUGUCACAACUUUUCGUGACUCAUGCA
Molecule: messenger RNA, 2442 nt
Organism: Suillus bovinus
Lineage: Eukaryota; Fungi; Basidiomycota; Agaricomycetes; Boletales; Suillaceae
Exons: 3
Coding region: 1-2166 (721 amino acids)
Source: RefSeq, a predicted model, not a curated record